Messenger RNA from Myotis daubentonii (Daubenton's bat), 783 nucleotides. Its product is annotated as cell adhesion molecule CEACAM21-like. The record is from RefSeq and is a predicted model, not a curated record. Lineage: Eukaryota; Metazoa; Chordata; Mammalia; Chiroptera; Vespertilionidae. Gene Ontology annotation, molecular function: protein tyrosine kinase binding. Gene Ontology annotation, cellular component: plasma membrane; cell surface. Gene Ontology annotation, biological process: signal transduction; regulation of immune system process.
AUGGAGUCACUCUCAGCCCCUAUCGGCAGAGGACCUGUCCCCUGGAAUUGGCUCCUGUUGGCAGUUUCACUCUUAAAUUUCUGGAGCCUGCCCACCACUGCCCAACUCGCUAUUGUGUCAACCAAUGCUGUCGAAGGACAGGAUGUGACUCUACGUAUCCGCAAUAUGCCUCCAGUUGUUAGAGGCUUCAAGUGGUACAGGGGAGAAGAGGCAAACUAUGAACAUAAUAUUGCACGUCUUGGAAUGUUGCCAGGACAUAGAGUUGGGCCUGCACACAGCGGUCGAGAGCAAAUAAACUUUGAUGGAUCCUUGCUGAUAAAGAGGGUCACCCUGAAGGACACAGGAAUCUACACCAUAGUAGUCUACCUUCGGGGCUCCAAAAAAGAAGAAAUUGGAUUUGGAUGGCUCAAUGUAUAUGAGCGAGUGAGAGUGCCCACCCUCCUAGUCAGCAAAACCACAGUCACAGAGAAUAAGGAUUCCGUGGUCCUUAUCUGCUACACAAAUGCAGACUCCAUCCAGUGGUUCUUCAAUGGCAUGAAUCUGCGGCUGACGAGGCGGAAGAAGCUGUCCUGGAAUGACCGAACCCUCACCAUUGACCCUGUCUGGAAGGAGGAUGCUGGGAAUUACCACUGUAACGUGUCCAACCCCAUCAGUUUCGUUGCAACUCAUACUUUGCUUAAACUGCUGAACAUUAGCAAUGACCCUGACACCGUUGUCACUGUCAUCACUGAUAUCAUGGUCAUCAAGCAUCAACAUCAGCAGGCAUCCACUAUCAACCUUUAG